Physella acuta is the source of this 4784-nucleotide messenger RNA. RefSeq names its product anoctamin-4. Gene Ontology annotation, molecular function: protein dimerization activity; chloride channel activity. The record is from RefSeq and is a predicted model, not a curated record. Gene Ontology annotation, biological process: chloride transmembrane transport. Gene Ontology annotation, cellular component: plasma membrane. Lineage: Eukaryota; Metazoa; Mollusca; Gastropoda; Physidae.
AGUCUGGCACAGGGAAACAAAUCACUGCAGGUUAUUCAAUCGUCUGCUGUCCUGGAAUUUGUGUCUGUGUGGUAUAUCGUUAUUCCUGCCAACCCGUGGCAUAUUAGGAUCAGUGACCGAUGUCAAGUUGUCAUAUAGAACAGUGACAUUUGGCGUAUAGAUCCAUUUUCAUAGAGCUCGUGAUUAGGAAGGAUGAGCCACCCAGUCUCUGGAACAGACGUUAGUCUCGAUUUCAAUGGAGGUGUCACCCCGAGCAACUCAAAUAUGAGCCACACGCCACAUGAGGCGUCCCUACAACCUCUUCCUCCAAUUGGAUUUGAAGGCCAUGGAAUGGGAGACACGUCGACUGACAUCUCCGUGUUGUCUAUCAAAACAAUAGGAAACGAUCACAGUUCCACUGACCCAGUUCCGCCUGCCCCUGUGGAUGCCAGCAAUCAGAGCGGGGAACAAGAGAAGCCAGCCGCAAGCCUAUUUAUGAACGACGGCAGACGUCGCGUCGAUUACGUCCUGGUGUACAAUGUGGACGACGACGAAGAGGAGGAGAACAAGAAACACAAGUGGAGGGCACACUUUGAGGACCAACUCAAGAAGGAAAGUCUGGAGCUUGAAGUCGAAACUAAACAGUUUGACAUAAUUCCCCAGCUGUCAGUUAGUGGAUUAUUAGGGAAACUUUGCUCGUCUAAACAGCAUGACAAGGAUAAGAAGAUCUACUACGUCAAGGUGCAUGCACCAUGGGACGUCCUUGCUAAAUAUGCCGAGGCUACCAGUAUGAAAAUGCCAUUGGCCGAAAAUGACAUGCACAAAAAGUUUGAGAGCUGCUGGUCGAAAUGUCCAACUCCAUUUGAUUUUGAUGAGAGUAUUUUACCCACUGUGCCAGAUUUUUUCACAGCACCGUUCACCAGAAGUCGUACAGAUCAAUUUAUAAUCCAGGACAAGGAGACAUUUUUUACCCCAGCCCAGAGAAGUCUCCUCACAUAUCAGGUUUUAUCUAGAGCCAUUUUUGAAGACCUUGGCGAUCCAGCUAAAAAUAAAUUCGGUAUCACAAAUCUACUCAACAAUGGAACUUAUGAUGCAGCUUUUCCUCUCCAUGAGGGUGAAUAUUACAGUGAUUAUUCUAUCCUGGCAAGUGGGGCACAGAAUCAGAGACAUUUACUGUAUGAAACCUGGGCCAAACCAGGUGCAUGGUACAAGUUUCAGCCAUUGGAUCACAUAAGGUUAUAUUUUGGUGAGAAAAUCAGCAUCUAUUUUACCUGGCUGGGCUACUAUACAGGUGUCCUCAUCCCAGCUGGUUUGGUGGGACUUGCUGUGUUUAUUUAUGGAUUGGCCAGAAUGCCAUUCAAUGAGGCCAGCAAUGACAUCUGUUCAGAGAAAGGUCCAGGAAACUGGACUAUGUGUCCACUGUGUGAUGGCAGAUGCGAGUACUGGCGACUGAAAUCCUCUUGUAUUUACUCCAGGGCAACAUAUCUCUUUGAUAAUGAGGCCACAGUAGCGUUUGCUGGCUUUAUGGCCUUAUGGUCCACCGCCUUUCAUGAGCUCUGGAAGAGAAGAGCAGCAGAGAUUGAAUAUGAUUGGGAUGUUGCUGAUUUUGAAGAGGAGGAGACCAUUCGUCCUGAGUAUGAAGCUUCAGUGCGGCGCAGAAAGCCUAACCCUGUCACCCAGCAAACUGAGGGCAGUUACAGGGAAGAAGAAGAGCGUGAUGAACCCUACAUGAGCUAUUCUUCUAAAAUCUGCCGCAUUGUCUCCUCACUCUGGGUGGUAUUAUUUAUGCUUUGUGUGGUGUGUGCUGCUGUGUUUGGUGUCAUUGUGUAUCGUAUGACUGUGUCAGCCGUGCUGUAUGCUGUUGACCAAGCAACCAUCAAACAGAGAGCAGGAAUACUAACUUCCAUAUCAGCUGCACUCAUCAACCUUGUCAUCAUUAUCCUACUUGGCAAGAUCUAUGAACUCAUUGCAAAACUUUUAACAAACUUUGAGACGCAUCGUACAUUAACAGAAUGGGAAGACAGUUUUACUCUCAAGAUGUUUCUUUUCCAGUUUGUCAACCAUUUUGCUUCACUUUUUUACAUUGCAUUUUUUAAAGGAAAACUUGUGGGUCGUCCUGGUGCAUACAAUAGGCAAAUAAAUGCAUCUAGACAAGAGGAGUGUGAUCCUUCUGGAUGUCUGAUUGAAUUGUGUAUCCAACUGGCAAUUAUCAUGCUUGGAAAACAAUCUUUCAACAAUUUCAAAGAAAUUAUUUUACCCAAGCUGCUUAAUUGGUUCAAAUCCCGCAAAGUUAAAGAGGCAGAAGAGAAAAAACAUGAGCAUGUUAGCCAAUGGGAAAAAGAUUUUGCCAUGAGUUCCAUGCCAGAUCUUGGGCUGUUUGAUGAAUAUUUAGAAAUGGUCAUCCAGUAUGGUUUUGUAACAAUCUUCGUGGCAGCUUUUCCUCUGGCUCCCCUCUGUGCACUACUCAAUAACAUCAUUGAGAUUAGACUGGAUGCGUAUAAGUUUGUCACACAAUGGAGGCGGCCACUUGCCAUGAAAGCUCAAGACAUUGGGAUAUGGUUUGGUAUUUUACAAGGAAUUUCUACAGUAGCAGUCAUGUCCAAUGCAGCAAUAAUAGCUUUUACUUCUGAGUUCAUUCCCAAGCUUGUUUACCAGUACUCGUACAGUGAAAAUAAUAACCUUGAUGGAUACCUCAACUUCAGUCUUUCUGUCUUUAACGUGGCAGACUUUGAGAAAGAUAGUAUACCUAGCAAAUAUGAUAAGGCAGAGUUUGGCAAUGUAACCCAGUGCAGGUACAGAGAUUAUAGAAGUCCACCAGAUGCAGCCAAGCCUUAUGAAUCUACACUUGAAUACUGGCAUAUCCUUACAGCAAGACUAGCUUUCAUUCUGGUUUUUGUGAUUCUAGUGUGGCUGUUGUCCUGGCUGAUAGGGUACAUAGUUCCAGACAUGCCCAGGUCAGUGAAGCUUCAAAUGCUCAGAGAAAAAUAUCUUGCCAAAGAGGCGUUGCUGAAAUCUGAAGAAUUUCUGGUUGGAAUCAAAUUUAAAGGGGCCAAACCUGACCAGGAUAGUAAUGGAAUACAGAAUACUUCUCAGCCUUUCUAUUGAGAUCAAAACAUAAAAUAUUUCUGUAAGGCUAUUUAUAAAGACACAAAUGUUUUAGUUAGAAACUUUGUAAUCUAGAACCAAUUAUUUCCUGACGGGUUUUUAAAGUUGAAUCGUUAUACAAAAACGAUCUUUUAAUUUUAUGUCUCAAAAUGUUAUUUUAAAACUGAAGCUUUAUUGUUAUUCUAUUUACUCAUGCUGAAAAGCAUCUUUUUAAUUAUAUAUGCUGUGUGCUUUUAAAACAAGAAUUUUUAAAAUCAUUCAGUUCAUUUUAAAGCAAAGACUGCAUGCACACUACUGAAUGAAGCUUAAUUAUAUUGUAAUAAGAUAGCCAUGAAAAUUAAUUUUUAAAAACUAGUUUAUUUAUUUACUUAUUUUAUUACUUUUAGGAAAUUAGAUUUCCUAGAACUAAUAUUUAAAAAUAUUUUUGUCUGCACUAAAACCGGUGUUUUGUUGAUUAAAGUGCAAUUAUCUCUAAUCAAAACAUUAAGCUAAAAAUAAUCUGGAUGCUGUGGCUUUAAAAAAAGUUACUGAAAAGUAUACAUUUACUGAAGGUCAAGUAGAUAUGUUAACUUUCUGUAAACAAUGAAUCUAGCCAUGACAAAUGUUUUCAGUGGAGUAUAAUUCUAUUAAUAGUACAAGUUUUAUUCCAGUAUUAUCAGGUAGGGGAAGAUUAGUUUUUAUGGGAAAUUAUUUGUCAGGUAUUAUCAUUUUAUUGAAUGGCUUAAGUGAAUAACAAUAUUUAGCUUACUUUUCAAGUAAAUGUAGCCCUGCCUUGGUCAACUACACACAACACAUGCACCAAAGUGUAUCAUUUAUUGGUUAAACACUGACCUUCUUCACUAACUGAAUCACACUUCAUCUGGUAAUUUUAGUGACAACUAUUAGUGCAUUUACCAUGGUAAUUGUCAACAUUUCAGCUAACAAUAGAUUUGUAUGGAAGACCAAACUAUUCUUUGUCUGGCUCUAUGACUAUGAGACAUAAAUGUCUAUUCAUCUUGUUCUAAAUCUUUGGUGUUGUUUCUUUAUUAUCAUAACUUUCUCUGUCUUCCAUUUGAUGAAAGAAAUAUUUACAUAUAAAAACUUUGAUAUAUCUUUUGUUAAUCUAGUUUGACUUCACAGCUUGACUGAUACUGACCUAGUCAUUUUCCUAACUGCAAACUGAUUUCAUUCCAACAUUGUGUUGAAAACUUGUUGCCUUUGACCAUUUUAUGAUUUAUUUACAACUUGUGAUUUGUAAUUAUUCUAUUAGUAGGUAUAAAUGUAUUAAAAUUGUGAUUUUGUAAAAACUGAUUUUUGUAUGAAUUAUUUAAUUUUAUACUUAAAUUAUUUUCAUAAAUAUCUAUUUCUAUGGUGUUUUUGUGAAUCUCUCACACCCAUCCAGUUUUUGUUAUCUCUUUAAGAAAUGAGUUCCAAUUUUUAAAGUGAAACUUUUUACAAUUUUACCUCUUGCUUAAAAUUACCAGUAACAUGCUAAUAAAAUGUUUUUCCAGAAGGUGUCAGUCUAUUUAUUAAAGGCAAAAUGUAUUUUUAAAAGCUGUGGUUCAUACAGCAUGUAACAAUUUACUGUUCAAUAUGAGCAGCUAUAAAUAGAAUUUAAGGAGUUGCUUUUAUUAUCUUUUUAUUUACUGUUAUAUUUUACUAUUUGACGCCUUAUCUUGUUUUAUGUUUUAUUUCAAUAAACUUAUAUUUUUAAAAAUCAA